AUGUCUCAUAACCAACUUAUUGUUCCAUUGAAACCCGGCGAUACAAAAAUAAUUUACUUCGUAAAAAAUGAAGAUUUAUUCGAUAUUAUCCAUGAUGCCCAUAUCAAAACAGGCCACGGAAGACGAACCCGUGUAAUUAGUGAAUUACAAACAAAGUAUAAAAAUAUAACUUAUGAAUCAGUUACAUUAUUUUUGAGCUUGUGUGUUCAAUGUCAAAGGAAACAAAAAGUCCCAAAGAAAGGGAUCGUGGUAAAGCCAAUUAUAAGUCGUGAACUCAACUCUCGAUGUCAAGUUGAUUUGGUCGAUAUGCAAACGUGUAAAGAUGGUGAGUACAAAUUUAUUCUGAAUUAUCAAGACCAUCUCACUAAAUUUAUACAGCUUAGACCAUUGAAGAGCAAAACAGCAGAGGAAGUAGCCCUCACGUUGCUGCCAAUUUUCCUCACUUUCGGUGCACCAAAUAUUCUACAUUCCGAUAAUGGGAGAGAGUUUUCUAAUAAAAUUAUAAUAGAUUUGUGCUCGAGGUGGGAGGGUGUAAAAAUUGUUCACGGUAAACCUCGUCAUAGUCAAUGUCAAGGUUCCAUCGAAAGAGCCAAUCAAGAUUUUCAAAAUAUACUCAGAGCCAUGAUGCACGAUAAGAAAACAACAAAAUGGUCAGAAGCUUUACCAUUUGUUCAAUUCGCAAAAAACACUGCUUAUCAUCAAGGAAUAAAACAAACACCGUAUGAGGCAAUGUUUGGUAGCGUUGCUAAAAGGGGCCUAGCAACAAGUUCAUUGCCACGAGAACAAAUAAAAUACAUUGAGACCGAAGAGCAGCUUGAACAAAUUAUUCAGUCAAUAGAUGAUGAUAACACUGAGCAAGUGGAACAAAAUGACAAUGAUCUACAACAGCUUGAAACAAUUUUACAGUCAAUUGAUGAUGAUAACACUGAGCAAGUGGAACAAAAUGGCAAUGAUAUACAUUCUGCAGAGAGAGUGUUAGUUAAUGAGAUCCAAUAUAAUAACACUGAGCAGGUGGAAGAUAAUGCUGAGCAAAGUAAACUAGAUCAUGAAUUAAAAAAAAAAAAAAAAAACAUGAUUCAAAAUAGAGCAGCAGCAAGAAUGGGACUUGAAUUACAAGCUGAAAGAAUGCUACGUUCAUCAAGACAAAAGUUUACUCCAGCUAAACCUGGUGAUACUGUUCGUAUCCGAGUUCCUGAUGUUGACCGAGGGCGUAUGGAUCCACAGAACAUAUUGGCAGUUGUCGUAGCUGUCGAUAAUAAAUUAUACACACUAGGCACAAAAGAGGGUGUAAUAAAUCAAUUAUACACCCGUAAUCAAUUUGCUGUAUGUAAAGAACAAAUAUUAACACCUGAAGAAGUUGCUACUAACCAAUCCGUGUCCUUAAGGAAAGCUUCCACUUCAGUUUCUCAAACAGGUGGACAGGGAUACAUGAGAUGCAAUUGA
This is a messenger RNA of Aphis gossypii (cotton aphid), 1443 nucleotides long. Its product is annotated as KRAB-A domain-containing protein 2-like. Gene Ontology annotation, molecular function: nucleic acid binding. The coding region runs from base 1 to 1443 and encodes 480 amino acids. The transcript is spliced from 4 exons. Gene Ontology annotation, biological process: DNA integration. The record is from RefSeq and is a predicted model, not a curated record. Lineage: Eukaryota; Metazoa; Arthropoda; Insecta; Hemiptera; Aphididae.